Messenger RNA from Ambispora leptoticha, 321 nucleotides. The record is from the annotation of a GenBank genome assembly. Lineage: Eukaryota; Fungi; Glomeromycota; Glomeromycetes; Archaeosporales; Ambisporaceae.
CUUCACGAAACAAAAAAUACACGCAACGCACAAGGACACAAAGAUCGGGCGAUGAAGGCAGUUCUUUGGCGACAAGGGGCGCAGAAGCAAAUGUGGCAAUUUGGGACCAUCAACGAAGACGGAUCUCCUAAUGGUUGUUAUGCCCCAAACAUCCUCAACUAUUUAAUCAACAUCCCCGUUCGCGAGGUGUUUUAUGAUCCGCCGGUUCCUGCCAUUGCAUAUACACCAUUACCAACACCUCCUGCUGUAUUGAUGGGUACUAAUAUUACCAUCGACUUAUAUGAAGUUCAGCAGUCAGUUUUACUUUUGCAGGAAAAGUGA